CCUGCAAAAUCACCUCCACCGCCGGCCGAGUCGCACGCGUCACACCAGCCUCUUGUCUGUGUUCGUCUGGCGGAGGCGGAUGAAGAUACUUUAGGAGGUGGCGGCUCCGCGUUUACAAAGACGGACGCCUUCGUAUCUGGACGAAUGUGACUUUCACCCUCAGUCUCCCUGUGCUGGUCCCCUCGUCUGGUGACAGUGCACAGCGCGUGUCAGCGGACAUGUUGGCAGGUGCGUUGGUUCUGGGCACCAUCCUAACGGCUUUACCAGGUGUCCAGAGCAGGUGGAGUGUGUCAUUUUCCAGGAAGGAGAUCUGUGUGUGGGCAGGAACCAGUGUCACGCUGCCCUGUCGUUAUGACCUCCCAGCAGGCCACAGUGUGAAGCGGGUGAUGUGGUUCCGCGUGUCUGCCGACGGCCGCAGGGAGUUCGCCCACCACACCGACCCCGACCAGAUCGGCCUGUCGUUCCGAGGACGCACACGGUAUAUCGGGGGCAGCUAUUACAGCUGUUCAGUCCAGAUUCGAGGUGUGAAGCUGGGCGACGCGGGCCAGUACCACUUCAGGUUCGAGACGGACCAGCCGCUGGGGAGGUGGACCUCCCCGGACACCGUCGCCCUGGACGUGACAGACCUCCGGGUCCAGGUGCACCCGGCCAGGCCCGCCAACACGUUCGGCUCCGGGGAGACCGUGUUCGUGGGCUGCCAGGCCGCGGGAUGCGCCGCCGCGGGACGGAGCCUCGCGCUGUACAGGAAUGGGCUGAACCUGGGGUCCUACGAGAAAUGGAUGAUCGUCAACCGCUUCGACCAGCAGCACGCCGGAGCCUACGCCUGUCGACCGAUCCCACCUCAGAACGUCCAGUCCCUGCCGCUGACGCUGGCUCUGGGACAUGGGCCUCGCCUCACCUCCAUAGCGGCCGUUCCUCCGGGGGAGGUGUCCGAGGGGGGCUCCGUCACCCUGACCUGCAGCAGCGACGCAGCUCCGCCUGUAGAGAGCUUCGCGUGGUUCAAAGACAUGGAGAGCGGCAGCAUCCCGGACAGCUUCAGCCCUCAGCUCCGGCUCAGCCACCUCACGCACACGGACGGGGGGGAGUACUUCUGCGUAGCACGCAGCUCGCUGGGGACGGAGCGCUCCAGGCCGCUCCUGCUCAACGUCACCUACUCUCCGAAGAACACGCGCGUCCUGGUGAGUCCUCCAGGUAACAUCAGGGAAGGCUCGUACGUAAACCUGAGCUGCGUCAGCCGUGCAAACCCUCCUCCCACCAGGUACGCUUGGUACCGUAUCCUAGGUGACCAGGUGCUGUCUAAAGGAGCAUUUCAGAACAUGACCUUCCCAUCUGUGCGUGCUCACCACAGUGGCCAGUACUACUGCACAGCCUCCAACCCACUGGGAUACCAGUCCGCCCCAGUUGCUACACUCACCGUGCUCUAUCCCCCUAAGAACACAUCCAUUCUGGCUCGGCCCUCCAGCGUGGUGGACGCCGGCCGCCCCCUGACUUUGACCUGCGUCAGUCAGGCCAACCCGGCCGUGGACAACUUCACGUGGCACCGCCUGGCCCUGGACGGAGGCUCUGCUCAAAAGUGGGGCACAAAGUCUGGGCCUGUGUUUGCCUUCUCGGAGGUCGGUCCUAGAGAGAGCGGCCAGUACUACUGUGAGGCCAGAAAUCCAAUGGGAGCCCACAGUUCUCCCGUCCUCACUGUACGGGUCAGAGGUCGCCUUAAGGUCAUUGCUUUAGCAUCUGCAGUGGGAGUCUCUGCUGGACUCAUCACUCUCACUGUGGCCAUAAUGAUAAGUAAGAACAUGCACAGAGUGGACGUGGAGUCAGCAGAAGUAGGAAGCAAGGUGUGCCGGCCGUCGCUGACAGCUGACACCGCGCCGUGCGACCCGGCCCAGCAGACCUUCCCAGCGAGAAAGGGCAAGAUGUCCGACAUAAUGGAGGAGGCGGACGACGACAGCGACAGCUCCCACCCCUCCAUCGUUCCCCUGAGCGAUGCUCCGCCGGCCUCAGACCUAAGUCGCAGCUCAGCCUCCAAGUACAUCACCGUCCACUACUCCAAGCUGUCCAGCACAGACGAGGUGCAGAUCCACAACCUGCCACUGCGUGGUGACAGAUCACCCACGGACUCCUCCAGGGCUGUUUACUCUUUACUGGCUCAGCCUCGGCGCUGAGGGAGCGAAGGAAGUCUCCUGCAGCCUUCAUCCUGAGCAGUGGUCACUUCCCAUCCAUCCGGCCAGCGACACCGGGACGACUUCAUGCCAUGCGCUGCUCUGCCACAGAUGCUGCUGACGCCUUCUCCGCAGCUCUUCUGUUGCCUCUCAUGGUUUUUCUAUGCAUCCUACCAGGGAGGGCUGUCCCAUGAACGUCCACACCUGGUCCACCGUUAGGCUUGUUGUGAUCGUUUUACUUUACCUACAUGUAGCUUGCUUGCAUUCAAUCGUGUUUUUAUGACAUGUAGUCUGAGCCAGCGGUGAUUACUGUACACUGAACAAAAACAUAAUGUGAAAGCAUGAAUGUGUGCUCUCAUUCUGAAGCACUAAUGAAUAAUGAUAUGCUUGUUUAAAGUAAUACAAUAAAGUAUAAUAAAGCCACUGUAUCAAAUA
Molecule: messenger RNA, 2594 nt
Organism: Betta splendens (Siamese fighting fish)
Lineage: Eukaryota; Metazoa; Chordata; Actinopteri; Anabantiformes; Osphronemidae
Product: B-cell receptor CD22
Exons: 18
Coding region: 219-2162 (647 amino acids)
Source: RefSeq, a predicted model, not a curated record